This is a messenger RNA of Oppiella nova, 866 nucleotides long. The record is from the annotation of a GenBank genome assembly. Lineage: Eukaryota; Metazoa; Arthropoda; Arachnida; Sarcoptiformes; Oppiidae.
CUGAGCUUGUUGCUACUUUAAAAAACAUGCAUACCAAUAAUAGGUUUGGCAAGUUGGUUUUCUAUUUAGAGGCUUGUGAAUCAGGUUCAAUGUUUGAGAAAUUGUUACCUGAUAAUAUCAAUGUGUACGCUAUGACCUCGACAAAUUCCACUGAAUUAGGCUGGAAUUGCUGUAGGGAUACUGUUCGUGGUGCCUGGGUCAGUUCUUACUUUGGUUACUACUGGUACAAAAAUUGGCAAAGUUCAGAUUUCUUAACAGAGACUCUGCAGGAUCAAUUUGAGUACCUUCAUAAUACUACUAACCAGACAGGGGUAAUGGAGCGUGAUCAACACCCACAACACGCUCACCAAUGGGGUGACCUAUCUAUUACCAAGCUACCUGUUUCUCAAUUCCAAGUUAAUACCCGUGACCUACCCGUCCGUAUGUUGGAAAUGAAUAUUGAGGAGACUGAUGAUAUCAAUGAGAAAUUACGUUAUGAGCACGAAUUGAAACAAUUACUGAAUGGCCGUAAAUAUAUGGACAAACAUAUGGCUCAAUACGUGUCUACAUUGGGGGCCAAUUUGGACGAGAUAACGAGCCUCCCGGGGCUCUCGAAACCCAUUAAAUUCAAACAAUACUCGGGUUAUUUGAAUGCAUCCAAAGGUAGGCAUCAUUUCUAUUGGUUCGUCGAGAGCGAGACGGACCCCGCGAGCGCACCGGUAGUCCUAUGGCUGACGGGUGGGCCCGCCUGUAGCUCUCUGUUCGCUAUGAUGACAGAGAACGGGCCCUUCAGUGCCAAUGAGGACGGGGUGACACUCUCUAGUCGUGAACACGCGUGGAAUACAGUGGCGAAUAUGGUGUUCAUGGAGUCCCCGGUGUCGACCGGU